GCGGAGGGCAUGGCAUACAUCGAGCGGAAGAACUACAUUCAUCGCGACCUUCGAGCAGCUAAUGUCCUGGUCUCUGAUUCACUCAUGUGCAAAAUUGCAGAUUUUGGCCUUGCAAGAGUCAUCGAAGACAAUGAGUACACAGCGAGGGAAGGUGCUAAGUUCCCCAUCAAGUGGACGGCUCCAGAGGCCAUCAACUUCGGCUGCUUCACUAUCAAGUCUGACGUGUGGUCUUUUGGAAUUCUCCUGUAUGAAAUCGUCACCUACGGGAAAAUUCCCUACCCAGGGAGAACCAACGCCGACGUGAUGAGUGCACUUUCGCAGGGCUACCGGAUGCCACGCAUGGAGAACUGCCCAGAUGAGCUCUAUGACAUCAUGAAAAUGUGUUGGAAAGAAAAAGCAGAGGAGAGGCCAACGUUUGACUACUUACAGAGCGUCCUGGAUGAUUUCUAUACCGCCACGGAAGGGCAGUAUCAGCAGCAACCAUAGUGGGCACAAAGACCUGCCCAUCGUAGUUAGUAGGAAAAGCAGCCCUUCGGGCACAGCUAAUCAUCUCACGCCAGGACCCUCUGUGUUCCUGGUUCCUGACGGACAGGCCGAAUUAACUCAGGAAGAACACCCUAGACUUGGGAUGCUGUUUCUUAAAUGGGUGGCCACUGCUCAGUGGGACCAGAGUCAAAAUACAAUACUCUCUCCAAUAUGCACCACACUGGCUCUACAUGGGCUGAGUGACUCAGGUUCAGAGACUGUUGUAACAAAUUCCUAGAUGCAGCAAGAACUAAACUCACUUAGCAAAAAUAACCCCAUGCACAAGAAGAUGUUCUGAUGCUUUGGCUUACUUUUUUAAAAACUACUAAUCCAGCCUGUUAGGUUUUACACGUGAAGCCACUAGCUUUAAAAUGUCUUUUCUAAACUUGAAUGUUUUUGCUUUGGAGAUUUAAUUCUUCCCCACCUCCAACCCCAGCACUCCCUCACCCCCAACCCCACCCCACCCCUACUCCAGUCUGAGACUGUUAAACAUUUGCCUUCGUGGUGAGAUGACUGGACAAGAGGUAGGGGCGUGCUAGCCCUGCAGGAAGGAGCAUGGUGUAUGAGCACGCAGAUCGACCACUGCUGAAUGGAGCCUUUUGAAGCUACACCACCUCCCAGACCUCCCAGCGAAGGCAGGAGAGCCUUGGGUUCUGCCCUAUAGAGGAAUGUUUUUAAUGGUGUGGGUAUUUCGGUUACAGGAUUCUCUAAAGGCUUUUUUGAUGGGGUCCUUUGGGAGAACUAUAAAUCUAAUCUGUCUGAACUUUACAAGGCCUUCCAAAAAUGUAAAGUAUUUCUUUCAUUGCCUCAGACGACUUGAACAUUUUAUGAAUCAUGUAUUUUACCUGUACUCUAAAGAAGUUAAAAAUGCCAUGUUUGGGGCUAUUUUUGUGAUCUGUAAUCUUUUCUAAAUUGUGUAAGAUGUGUGAGAGACUAUUUACAGCUCCAGGGAGGAGGGAGGUAACCGUGGAGAAGCCUCCAGCAGCCCUGAGAAGCUUUGUUAUCUGGAUUUUCUGCUGUAAACUCCAAUUGGAAACCACUGUGUCUGCCCCUUUCAAUUACGCUGUUGUGUACAUACUUAAUAAUUCUAUUUUUGAUUCUAUUUUAAUACACCCAAUAACACCUUGA
Molecule: messenger RNA, 1653 nt
Organism: Onychomys torridus (southern grasshopper mouse)
Lineage: Eukaryota; Metazoa; Chordata; Mammalia; Rodentia; Cricetidae
Gene: Lyn
Product: LYN proto-oncogene, Src family tyrosine kinase
Exons: 3
Coding region: 10-486 (158 amino acids)
Biological process (GO): multicellular organism development; cell surface receptor protein tyrosine kinase signaling pathway; positive regulation of kinase activity
Cellular component (GO): signaling receptor complex
Molecular function (GO): transmembrane receptor protein tyrosine kinase activity; ATP binding
Source: RefSeq, a predicted model, not a curated record